Molecule: messenger RNA, 1963 nt
Organism: Thunnus maccoyii (southern bluefin tuna)
Lineage: Eukaryota; Metazoa; Chordata; Actinopteri; Scombriformes; Scombridae
Gene: serpine3
Product: serpin peptidase inhibitor, clade E (nexin, plasminogen activator inhibitor type 1), member 3
Exons: 9
Coding region: 535-1794 (419 amino acids)
Biological process (GO): negative regulation of endopeptidase activity
Molecular function (GO): serine-type endopeptidase inhibitor activity
Source: RefSeq, a predicted model, not a curated record
CCUGGUGGGAAUGUGUUACCACAUUAGCCUGUUGGGUCCCACAGAGGAAGAUAACUUGUGGAAAAAGUCAAAGAACGUGCGCGCGUGCGUGCCUUGUCGUGUCGUGCUGUGCGCGCGCGGGCGCGCGUGUGUGGGGGGUGUUUUUUCCUCCUCUGCCCGGUUUGGGAUUUGCUGGUCGGUGACAUGCCUCCCUCCGCCUGGCUCCUUAUAGCCCCGGGGAGGCAGGAAUCCCGGACGAGUGGUACGGACAUCGCCGACUGAGACCGCAAACACGGAGCGGAGCGUUCCCCUUUAAACACGGUCUUAUGACUGCAGGCUGCUUCAGUGAGAGACGACCGGCGGACCGACACAGAGACUGACAGCCGGGACAGCAGAGCACUGACUCAGUGACAGACAGGACACAGCUCCUCUGCAGAGGCUGAAUGGUUGCUGCCAGUCUGAGAGAGCAGCUGCUCUUCACUUAAACGGAUACUACCUCACCUGUCCGCAGUCUCACAGGAGAUUGAAUUUUGGACCACCUGCAGCACUGAGGACAUGUGUCGCCUGCCAGUGGCUUCCCUCUUCGUUUGCUUCUGGUUGGUGGAGAGAAGCCACUGCAACGGCAGCCUUCAGGACAGCAUGGGAGAGCUGCACACCAGGUUCGCCGUCAGCCUCUACCAGACGCUCACCGAGACGGAGAACAACUCAAACCUGAUAGUGUCACCGGUGAGCGUCUCCUUGUCCCUGGGGCUGCUGCAGCUCGGGGCCCGGGGCAACACGCUGGCUCAGCUGGAGGGAACACUUGGAUACAAUGUGAACGAUGCACAGGUACAAGACUUCCUGUUGCACUCACAGAGUGACAUGGGCAACACCAGCCAGGGGAUGUGGCUGCAGCAGACCUGCACAUUAUUCAUCCAGAGCGGUGUCCAACUCCUGACUGAGUUCACGCAACAUGCAGCUGCCUGGUCCAACACCAGCGUGGUUCGAGCCAACUUCAGUCAACCCAACCACACUCGCAGCCAGCUGGCGCGAGCUGGACACAACCACGAUGAGACGUGGCCCCUCCAGGCAGGAAGCAGCAGCGGGGAGCUCUCCGGCUCAGGCGAGGCCCAGGGAGAGGCCCUGUGGUGGGGCCAUCGGCUGCAGAUGGCCCUGGUCAACACGGUGGCCUUCAGGGGCGUCUGGCAGAAACAGUUCCUCUUCACCAACACACAGAACCUGCCCUUCCUCCUCUCUGAUGGGACUGCCAUCAAGGUGCCCAUGAUGUAUCAGGCCACAGAGGUCAGCUUUGGUCAGUUCAGGACUGCCUCAGACCAGCGUUACACAGUGCUGGAGCUGCCGUACUUGGGCCGCUCUCUGAGCUUGCAGGUGGUCCUCCCCAGUGAGAGGAAGACGCCGCUGUCCUCCCUCGAGUCCCAACUCACUGCUCGCCAGCUGGCCUCCUGGGACACCGGCCUGCGCAGAACCAAGAUGGACAUUUUCCUGCCCAGGUUCAGAAUGCAGAAUAAAUUCAACCUAAGAUCAGUGCUCCCUGCUAUGGGCAUCAGUGACGCCUUUAACCCAACAGCAGCUGACUUCACGGGAAUAUCAGUGGAGGAGGGUCUUUAUGUGUCUGACGCCUUCCAUGAAGUGAGAAUAGAAGUCACAGAAGACGGGACAAAAGCAGCUGCUGCUACAGCUAUGGUGCUACUCAAACGAUCUCGUGCUCCUGUUUUCAAGGCGGACCGGCCGUUCUUAUUUCUUCUGCGACAGAGUAACACAGGAUCCAUCUUGUUCAUGGGCAGAGUGAUGAACCCAGCUGACCAAGCACCUUGAGACUCUUCUAAACAACACCUCACACACACACACAUACACUCCUUCCCUGACCCCUAUUUCACUACCGGUAUUUAUUUGUGGACCAACAGGAGGGUCCUCGGACACUUCCGGAAGAGGGACAAUAUUUUUGUACAUAUCUGUAAAUAAAAUUUUAAUACAUGUUUUUACA